UGGAAGCACUGGCCGCUAGCGAAUAAAGGAGCUUUCUCCAAAAAGAAACCCUAGCCUCCCGUCCUGAUAUUGAUUUAUCUCGCCAAUUACCAUAGUCGGGUUCACUUCUUGAAACUCUACCCGCAUCAACGACAAUGGCAAAGAAGAGAAAGCAGGAUUCCAAAGUCACCGAACCAACCGAACCUCCAAAAAAGCAGCAACAAAAACAGAAGCAGAAAGAAGAAAUUAUGGAACUCGUUCCGGAAGAAGAAGAAUAUGAGGAAGUUGAAGAAGAGGAGGAAGAUGGAGAAGAAGAGGAAGAGGUGGAAGAAGAAGAAGAAGAAGAAGAAGAAGAAGAAGAGGAAGAAGAUGAUGAUGAUGGCGAUGAUCAGAAUCAGAUCGACGAUGAAGAUGAUGAAUCUCUAGAUAAGCUUCUUGAACCGUUCAGUAAAGAGCAGUUAAUCAAUUUGAUACGUUAUGCAGCUGAUACUCACGGAGAUAUUGCAGAUCGUAUACGUAAGAUAGCCGAUGAGGAUCCCGUGCACCGCAAGAUCUUUGUACACGGCCUUGGCUGGGAUACGAACACCGAGACUCUCAUGAAUGCCUUCAAGCCUUACGGGGAGAUCGAGGAUUGCAAGGCGGUGUGCGACAAGGUCUCCGGUAAAUCCAAGGGCUAUGGGUUCAUCCUUUUCAAGAAGCGAAGUGGCGCUAGCAAGGCCCUAAAGGAACCUCAGAAGAAGAUUGGCAAUCGGAUGACAGCUUGCCAGCUCGCUUCCAUUGGCCCUGUCCCAGCCGCUGGUGCAGCCACUCCUGCACAUCAGCAGGUGUCUGAGUAUACUCUGAGGAAGAUUUAUGUGAGCAAUGUUGGUUCGGAUUUGGAUCCGCAGAAGCUGACUGCCUUCUUUGCCAAGUAUGGGGAAAUUGAGGAAGGUCCAUUGGGACUAGACAAGGCGACUGGUAAGCCCAAGGGAUUUUCUUUGUUUGUGUAUAGGACCGUUGAGAGUGCCAAGAAGGCACUUGAAGAGCCACACAAAAACUUCGAGGGUCACAUUUUACAUUGCCAGAAAGCAAUUGAUGGGCCUAAACCAGGUAAAUCUAUGCAGCAACAGCAGCAGCAGCAGCAGCAUCAUGUGCAGAACUCGCAUUUUCAGAGAAAUGAUAAUCCUGCUUAUGCUGGUGGAGUUGCUUCAGGGCCAGCCCAUUUGAUGGCACCUUCUGCCGCACCUGGGAUUGGUUUUAACCAAGGUGCAGGAGCUGCAGCGGCACCUGCUUUGAACCCUGCACUCGGACAGGCACUAACUGCCUUGCUUGCGACUCAGGGUGCUGGAUUAGGCCUCACUAAUCUGCUAGGGACUCUGGGCUCUGCAGCUUCUGUUAACCAGGGUGGUGUGCCUGGUGCAGCACCUGGAAUGCAGAGUGCAUAUGGUAGCCAAGCAAAUAUAAGCCCUGGAGUGAUUGGAUCAUAUGGAAAUCAGGGAGUGAUGCAGGGUGGAUACUCAAAUCAGCAGCUGGGCCAAGGUGGUUCUGGAAGAGGGCAUGGUGUUGGGCAAUAUGGUGGUGUUGCGCCUUACAUGGGUCACUAGAUUUCUUAUAUCCUAGGUUGAGUACGCAGCUGGGUGAAAAUAGUACUAACAUGCAGAAACAGUAUGCAGUUAGGUGAAAAUAUGUGAAAUGUUCAAUACCUGAAACCAAAAAAUAAAGAAAAAAAAGAAAGAAAAAACAGUCCGUGGUGAUUGAUUAAAAUUGUCUCCAUAUUUGACUUCUCCUCCCCUCACGGAGACUGGUUUCCUUUAGGUCUUUGAUGAGUAUUAAUUUAGCUUUAGGAUCCAUGGUAUUUUUACUUUAAACUGUCAAAAUUCUUUUGCUUGGAGCAUUCUGAUAUCUCAUUAUGCCUGCUAUUCUCAAAUAGUGUAUGACCAAAUAUUUUCAAGGCAUAAUUGCAUUGGUAAAAAAUGUGUUUCCAUUUUGAACUUGUUUGAUUUAAAAACUGAUUCAUGUUUCUUGGAGUGGCUGGGCCCGUGUCUUAAGAUUCUGCAUCAUUCUUGUCAUGGAACAGGUUAAAGAUCAAUAUGUUUUUUGGUCGAAAAAGCUCAGGAUUUGACUUGAUUAUUAUGCAACAUUAUUUUCUCAAGGUUUUUUUUAAUUAUUAUGCUUUAUUUAUAAUUACACCCAUAUUCAUGCAUUUAACUAGCAACGCUGCAAUUUAAGUGCACUGGUUGCUACAGUUGACUUGAGCAACAGAGAACAAGGUGAUUUCAUUGUUGUUCGAUGUGAGAGGUUGAUCAUCAUCUUCGUCAUCAUCUUCUUCCUCUUUUUCUUCCCCCUGCAUUCCCCCUCUUUUUCUUUUCCUUGUUUUCUUUUUCAUUUCUUUUAAAUUAAUUUUGCAACUGGGAAUUUAUGGCCUCUAAACACCAAAAAUCAGUGUGACAUAUACUGCAAUGUUGGAUUCUAGUUAUUGUUUUAGGGAAGGCAUGCUUUGAACAUAGGCAUAAUGGCUGUUAUGGCAGUUGGCUAUUGAAGAUUUUGGAAUACUUCAUUUUUAAUUUUUAUUUUGUUGUUGUCAAAGUCCUAAAUGUUUUGAGAAAGAUGUAUUAGGAUGUAAGAAUCCCAUAAUGAUGAAACCUUAUCGGCAUAGUUGCGAACGCAAAGUUUCUGAACAAGCAUAGAGGAUUCCAAGUGGAUGGUAUUUUAUGUUUGCUCCUACUGUUAGUUUGGGAAAGGCAUCGUAAACUGCAAUUUUCUUUUAAGCUUUGUUAAAAGCUGUAUGCGGUUUGUUUUGUGAUGUUGUGGUACUUUAUGGUAACUUGCAGUUAGAACUUAUGUGUCAAUGUUAUAACGGUCGUCUGCUUUGCGGCCAAAUGCAUAAAUAUUGUUUUGUCAUGUACUAAUAUGUUCUUCUCUGCAAAACCACCCCUUCCUACUCCCACUUUCCCCCCAGCAAAAAGGUUCUUAAAUCCAUAGAAUUCCUUAGGUUCCACAUCUUUAUACAGAAACACCAUUUUACCUUUCUUCCCAGCCCCCACCCACUAUAAGGGAUGCAUGUUCAU
Messenger RNA from Manihot esculenta (cassava), 3026 nucleotides. RefSeq names its product UBP1-associated protein 2B. The record is from RefSeq and is a predicted model, not a curated record. NCBI's taxonomy places the organism in Eukaryota, Viridiplantae, Streptophyta, Magnoliopsida, Malpighiales, Euphorbiaceae. The transcript has 2 exons. The coding region runs from base 135 to 1562 and encodes 475 amino acids. Gene Ontology annotation, molecular function: RNA binding.